This is a messenger RNA of Microtus ochrogaster (prairie vole), 2321 nucleotides long. RefSeq names its product SREK1 interacting protein 1 (gene Srek1ip1). The record is from RefSeq and is a predicted model, not a curated record. Gene Ontology annotation, molecular function: zinc ion binding; nucleic acid binding. Lineage: Eukaryota; Metazoa; Chordata; Mammalia; Rodentia; Cricetidae.
UAGGACUCCCCUGGAAAUCGAUUCCGCGGCGCCUUAGUUCCGCGAGCCCCGGGAGCGCAUCUGGCCUUCCCCUGCCGUGUGCUAUAGUUGUGGGGACCGGUUGGGAGAGAUCUCUCCGAUAGUGCGUUAUCCUCUCAACGGACCUGACCCUAACGCGAUCUCGAAAGCUCAGGACUCCUCUCAGCUGCCUCAUGGCAGUCCCAGGUUGCAACAAGGACAAUGUCCGAGCAGGCUGCAAAAAAUGUGGCUACCCUGGUCAUCUGACUUUUGAGUGCCGCAAUUUUCUCCGGGUCGACCCGAAAAGGGACAUUGUGUUGGACGUCAGUAGCACAAGUAGUGAGGACAGCGAUGAAGAAAAUGAGGAACUGAACAAAUUGCAGGCUCUACAAGAGAAAAGAAUAAAUGAAGAAGAGGAGAAGAAAAAGGAAAAAAGCAAGGAGAAAAUUAAAUUGAAGAAAAAGAGGAAAAGGUCUUAUUCCAGCUCCUCUGAAGAGGACUCUUCAAAGCAAAAGAAACAGAAGUAUCAGAAAAAAGAAAAGAAAAAAGAAAAAAAGAACAAAUCAAAAAAAGGAAAACAUCACAAAAAGGAAAAAAAGAAGAGAAAAAAGGAAAAACGUUCUUCCCCUAACCGUUCUGAAUUCACCAGAAAGUAACCGAAUCUCUGGCCUCUCUCAGGAAAUUGAAGAAUUCAAUAUUUUUAAUUAUUGUACCUUCCUUGGAAUCGCUAUAUAAUAACACUUUGCAGCAUAUCCCAGCCUCUUCCCUAAAGACAUUUUUCACAUGUUGGGACCCUUAUCUCUGCCCAUUGGUAUUAAAUCCAUCUUGUUAAUUGACAACCAUGCCUCAAGUAUAGAUAUUUGUACACGCAAAGCACAUCGUUUUGGGUAUUUGUGUGUCUGUGUGUUAGGCUAGCGUCGUCACUUCCUAAGUUAACUGCUACAUGGCUUUACGACAGUCAAACCAAGUAAUCUACACAGCAGCUACUAAAUGGCGUCCUUCCAGUGACGUUCUGGGUUGGUGGUAGUGGUUUGCUCUUGAUACUGAGGAGUUUAAUAGCUUUAUUAUCUACUGUGUAAUGUAUAAAGAUAGUGAAGUUCUUCACUGUUGUUUUUAAAUCUCUCGACUUUUUAAAUAAUAUCAUUGAAGAUAAAACUGCUUUACUGAUCUUAUGUUUUUAAAUGAAUGGGAUCUAUAAGAUAAUAAUGAAAGUAUUUGUAACAAGUGUCAAUGUUUUAUGAAAUGCAUGUUCCUAGCACAUGCCUCCCGUGUUUUUAUAACAAUUAAAAUAUCCCCCUUUUAAAGAGAAUCACUUAGCUUACUAGAAAGUCUGGCAGGGAGUUUCUGUGCUGGUCAGGACUAUUAGGUUGAUACACACAUGUGCCAUAUUGGCAUGUCUUACGGUGAUACCUCAAACACAGAACUUUUUGUGUGGAAACAGCAAAAUCAUCAUUAAAGCUGAUUUUUAUUCUAUCUAGUGUAUUUGAUGCUUACAUAUGUAUUGUGACAGUUUUUAUGAAUGCUUGCUUAUAUAUUUAUUUUUUCUGAAAUGAUUUUGAAGUGAGUUUCACCCUGAACUUAUGACUUCGUGAAGAGCCAUUGUUGAUAUUUCCUCCUUCACUUCAGUCACAAAUGGAAGCACUGCAAAAAAAAUAAAAUCAAGAAUUUCAUUCUGUACUUUUUAAAAUAAAAGCCUUGAGCAUAGCAUCAUGAAAGCCUUUGUAUAAUAAUGAAAUUUAUAUAUAAAUAAGUGUUUUCAAUGACAUGUUAAUAGAUAAUGUCUUUUAUUUUUAAUUUUAUGGUCAGCAGUGUAGUGUAUUUUAACAUCUAAUAUUCACAAAUCCAACAAGUUAACUUAUGCUGUAAAAGCAUUAAACCAACCCGCUAACUUGGAUCAGCACCAAAGUUUCUAAGUACCUUACUAUGGUGCACUUAUAUAUCUUCAAAUUGGUAAGUAGAGAUGUGGCUGCAGGCGAAUUUAUUACAUAAGAACACUUGGUCUUGCAGGCUGGAGAGUUCUUCCCUUGCCCUGCACCCAAACUGGCAUGCCCUGGUCAGACCUGGGGCCUCGUAGGUCCCAUACAUAUCCUCCCCUCGCUCUGCUCAGCUUCCGCAGAGGCUACACCCACACCCUUCCCAGCACUGCUUCCGUGAAGCGUGCGCAGCUUCAGCUUUUCCACAAAGCAAUUGCUCUCUUGGCCCAUAAGAAGUUGUUUUGCUUAGAGUUUUGUCAGUUGUUAGGACUAAAGCACAGAACUUUUAGAUUUUUAAGGAUUCAUUUGUCUACAUCAAUUUUGUGAAAAUUCAGUUCUUUGGUUAUCUGA